Phyllostomus discolor (pale spear-nosed bat) is the source of this 5727-nucleotide messenger RNA. RefSeq names its product sterile alpha motif domain containing 8 (gene SAMD8). Bases 55 to 1491 code for a protein of 478 amino acids. Gene Ontology annotation, biological process: ceramide biosynthetic process. Gene Ontology annotation, cellular component: endoplasmic reticulum membrane; Golgi membrane. The transcript has 6 exons. NCBI's taxonomy places the organism in Eukaryota, Metazoa, Chordata, Mammalia, Chiroptera, Phyllostomidae. The record is from RefSeq and is a predicted model, not a curated record. Gene Ontology annotation, molecular function: ceramide cholinephosphotransferase activity; protein binding; sphingomyelin synthase activity.
UUCCGGUUUGAAUUGAGAGCAGUUGCCUCAUCUGCGGACACUUGGGCAGGAGCAAUGCCUGCGCGCAGCCGCCACCGUCCGCGCCUCCACUCCAGGUCUCCUCCCCGGGCUCCGCCCCCGCCGCUCGAGGCAGUGGACUCCGGCGGGGCUCGGAGGGCCCCGGACUCCGACGGCGGCUCGGAAGCCGACUCGGAGGUGGGUCUGGGCAGUCCUCCUCGGACGGCGGAGACAGUGCAGGAGGAAAUGGCUGGUCCUAAUCAACUCUGCAUUCGCCGCUGGACUACCAAGCACGUAGCUGUGUGGCUGAAGGAUGAAGGCUUCUUUGAAUAUGUGGACAUAUUGUGCAACAAGCACCGGCUUGAUGGAAUCACAUUGCUAACAUUGACUGAAUAUGAUCUCCGGUCUCCUCCUCUGGAAAUCAAAAUCUUAGGGGACAUUAAACGGUUAAUGCUUUCUGUCCGAAAAUUGCAGAAAAUACAUAUUGAUGUUUUAGAAGAGAUGGGAUACAACAGUGACAGUCCCAUGAGUCCCAUGACCCCUUUCAUCAGUGCUCUUCAGAACGCAGAGUGGCUGUGCAAUGGGGAGCCUUCGCAUGACUGUGAUGGACCCAUUGCUGAUUUGAAUUCUGAUCAAUACCAGUACAUGAAUGGUAAAAACAAACAUUCUGUUCGAAGACUGGACCCAGAGUACUGGAAGACCAUAUUAAGUUGUAUAUAUGUUUUUAUAGUAUUUGGAUUUACAUCUUUCGUUAUGGUUAUAGUCCAUGAGCGAGUGCCUGACAUGCAGACCUACCCACCACUCCCAGAUAUAUUCUUAGACAGUGUUCCUAGAAUCCCAUGGGCCUUUGCCAUGACAGAAGUGUGUGGUGUCAUUCUGUGCUACAUUUGGAUCCUGGUUCUUCUUCUUCACAAACACAGGUCAAUACUUCUGCGAAGGCUCUGUAGCCUGAUGGGCACUGUGUUCUUGCUUCGCUGCUUUACCAUGUUUGUGACCUCCCUCUCCGUGCCAGGACAACACCUGCAGUGCACUGGAAAGAUAUAUGGCAGUGUAUGGGAGAAACUACGCCGGGCUUUUGCCAUUUGGAGUGGCUUUGGUAUGACCCUAACUGGUGUUCACACUUGCGGAGAUUACAUGUUCAGUGGCCACACAGUCGUCCUAACUAUGCUGAAUUUCUUUGUCACUGAAUAUACACCAAGGAGCUGGAAUUUCUUGCACACUUUAUCCUGGGUUCUCAACCUCUUUGGAAUCUUCUUCAUUUUGGCUGCCCAUGAACAUUAUUCCAUUGAUGUAUUUAUUGCCUUUUAUAUCACAACAAGACUCUUUUUAUAUUACCAUACUCUAGCUAAUACCAGAGCAUAUCAGCAGAGUAGGAGAGCAAGAAUUUGGUUUCCUAUGUUUUCUUUUUUUGAAUGUAAUGUUAAUGGUACAGUACCUAAUGAAUAUUGUUGGCCGUUUUCAAAACCAACAAUAAUGAAAAGACUAAUUGGUUGAAGAUUAUCUUUGUUAUGGGUUCAUGAUUAAAUAUACAGUAGUUGUUGAAAGUGAAUAACUUUGCUUUCUCCCCCCUAGGUUGUUUGCGGAUGCCUUGCUUUUUGGCUUAUAUGUUGACAAAGUAAAGGUCCCUAUUCUGAGCAAGGCUGUGAUUAUAGAAAGCAAGAAGGAACAAUGAAGAGUCCUUACAUAUCUGUUUGAAUGGAAAACCUAAGUAGAUGUUUUUUCCCCUUCUGUUUAGGCAGAAGUAAUGUUGUGAUUGAAGUCAGGCUGUUACCACUACCUGUUGAGUAUUUGCUUAUUGAAUUUAGCAAAUCAAGUUAAGCAGUUUGCUGGUUAUUUAAUUUCCAGUAGGACUGGAAAUUUGGGUUUUUUAAUUUCCAGUAGGACUCCAGGCAAGAAAUAAUAUUUUUUGAAGUUGUUUAUUAUCUUCAAAGGAGAAACCCCUACCAAGUGAAUAGUACUUGUUCUUUGAAUUAAUCUGUGUCUUUUUAACAAUGCAACUCUGGAAGGCAGUCGGUUUUACUAACAUAAUUUUUGCCUUCUGACAUCUUUUAAAAAAGUAUAUUGAACAUACCAGGAUGCCUGAAGCAAGAAGAGAAAGGGGCCAUACAUGAGGUGACAGAGUCCUGUAUAUUACUGGCAUUUUUCACCAAAGAUGCACUGAAAGAUGCCCGUACUGUUCUGAGGGUUCUGUACGACUACACCUUCAUGGGGGGAGAUGGCCGCAUCCAUAAAUGUAGAACUGCCUGAAUUUUAGUGAUGGAACAACUUUGUGCUGUAGCCAUUAGUUAGAUGACAGCCUGGUUUUGUGCUUUUUAAUGAUGUUAUUUGUUAUUUAAUGAGAAAAACUGUGGAGUGUUUUACCAGAUGUUAGAUACAGUUCUUAUGUCCUUAAGUAUGGAGAUAUGCAUGCAAAAAAUACUUUUUUCUCUUUGUGAAAAGAAAUGUAUAGCAGGUUGCAGGCAUGGGAUAACUUUUUGAUUUUUGAAAUUUCUGAUUCUUGGCCAUCAGAAGUAAGCAGUCACAGACAUUCAGAUAUAAAAAGGUUUUAUUGUUUUUUAAUUUUAAAAUGUAAUUGUGUGCAUACAUUCUUUCUACUUAGUCUUAGUUUGGCAGUCAGGAAAUGAUAUAACUUAGUUGCCAUUUACAACACUAGAAAUUUAGUACCUCCUGUAAUUUGAUCUCUAAUAAUAACUGUCACUUCACUUUUAAUGGUUUUAUAGAGCAGUUAUAACAGUAGGAUGGUUGUGGAAUUAGAAUUUGAAACCCAGAUGAUGAGCUUAGCCACCUGGAAUAUUAAUUGUGUGGUUUUUACAUUCCAUUUUAAAACAAGGAGUUAGAAAAGGUGCUGGCAUAUUGAGGUCUAAAAUUAGGCCACUUAUCAGGAGCCUGCUCCUUAUGUGGGUGAAAUAUUUUAUUUUUGCACUUUGAGUUAUAUUUCCACCGUUGUAUAAGCUACAGAGGAGCCUAAAUGGAUUGGGCAGGAAAGGAAUAUUACGCGAACAAAUUUUAGCCAGUGCUGAAUGACCCCCAGUUUGAGUCUUCUCUGAACAUUAUUUUUUAUUUCUCCAUUGAGAAAUGGCGCAAGGCAAUUCAUUUUAUUAUGCUUUUAAAUCUCAUACUUCAGAAUCUUAUAAUAUCUUAAAUUGUUGAUUCUAUUACAUGCUAGAGACAAAAUGCCAAUAUUUCAUCUAAGGAAAUUGCAUAAUGAUGGAGGAGUUUAAUCCUUGAUGUCAAAAGAUCUGGCACUAUCAUUUUUUCCAAAUGAUAACACAGGACCAAAUUUAGCUAGGGAGGUCCCUAAUGUUGGCUUUUGGGAAAACGUUUAAAAAAAAUCUCUCUGUCAAAGUUAAGAAUGUUAAGUAGCUGCUUAAUGUUACUUUUCCUGCCAUCAGCCUUCUUUUUCCUUCAUAUGGAUUCUGUUCUAUAGAACAAAAUAGAAAAAAUAAAUUGCAAGUAAUUUGCAGAACUAUUGACAUUGAGAGUUCUUAACAGCAAACUGCAGUGAGGAUCAUAAAACAACUUCAGAACGUUGCAUUUAUCAAAUCUGUUUUGAGGAAAAGGUAAGCUAGACCUAUAAUUUAUUGCUAUAACUUUUACAAGGCAGUGUUUACAUCCAUCCAUCAUCUCCAAGUCUCUUUCUCGGAAAACUUUGAGAGAAUUUUUUUGUUUCUUUUUUUCUUAAUGUGAAACCUGUAUUUUGGUUGCUUUCUGUUUAUACAGAAAUUUCCAGAUUUUUGUCUUUGUAUUUUUUUCUCAUUAAAAUCUAGACUACAGUGAAAGUACUGUUUACAUUUACAUGUUGGGUGUGAGUGUGGCUAGGUAGAAAAGCUAUGUGACUUGUACUAGGUUCUUGUACUUUUUUUUUACCUGACUAGGUUCUAUAGUUGCAGACUUGUGAGCGAGAGGCUUACAUCAUUAAAUACUGAGACCAGUAUAGAAGGAACCAAGAAAGAUUUUUGUGCCCAGACUGGGAAUCAAACUGGCGACCCUUUGGUUUGUAGGCUGGCGCUCAAUCCACUGAGCCACACCAGCCAGGUGGAACCAAGAAAGAUCUUGGUUUGGGAUACAAACUGGAUGUUAUAUUAAGAGUCUGAUGCAUUUUCAAUGUUCCUGGGUACAACAUGGCUGGCUUCCUUUCCUUUCCUCUUUCUCUCACUCCUUCCCUCUCUCUCUCUCGCCCUCCUCCCCUCCCUGUCUCUCCUGCCUUCCCUCCCUCCCUUCUCUCUCUUUUUCAUUCUUUGAGUCCAUUCUGGGCAGUGUUGCUGAAAGGAAAUUGAAAUUUGUGGGGAGCAGGAUGUUUUGAGGGCAAGUUUGCUAUUACCACCAAGCACUUUAGGAAGAAUAUUUUUUUGCAUUGCUGUAGAAUUUUUGACAUGCCUAUUCUCCUCAUAGUUCUCUGUGGCCAGAAUUGCUAGGGUAAAAAUGCAUGUGCUGGGUCAGUGUAUUAUUGGUAUCCUUUUAAAUCAGAAAACAAUGAGCUUAACCUUAGAAUCAGUCCGUUACUAAGUAUGGACUGUUCACAAGAAAAACCCACUGACUGAGAGACCUGUUCAUAGUGUAACUGUUGCUGCCAGUGGUGUUCUUCUCUGCCCCGUAUCUGCCUGAUUGUUGUUACUUAGAAUUCCAAAAACCCCAUAAUUCAUAAAUGGAGAACAGAGGAGCCAAAUGCUUUCAUGACUGGUAUGAAACGGUCUGUUUUGGUGACAUCUCUUUGGAAAGUGCUGUUUAUAUAUUCAAAGAUAUAUUCAUAACACUAACCUGCUUUGACUGGAUUCAACAAAAGGCAGUUCAUCAUUAGUUUUAUAGUAAGCUUUUUUUUAAGGAUUCUAAUUCCAAAAUGUUUGAGAAAAUUAACCAUAGUCUUGUUUUAAAUACUCUGAUCUAAUAAGUUUAAUUCUUUGAUAGUCUUUUUGUAGACUUAAGUUAUUCCUUACCAAAAGUAAUUAUAGUAAUAGUUCUUUAAGGUAUUCAGGCAUUAGGACAAGAAGACUCCCUUUAGAAUAGUUCAACAGCUUUUUUAAACAGUAUUGGUUUCAUUUAGAUAGUUGCAAAGUCAACAAAGCAUGUCAGUUUUGAUGCCAACUUUACUUGGCUUUUAAGACAGUUUGCAUUUGUAAAAAGUUUAGCCCAAUUACCCCUCUACCUCUAUAGAGGAGAAUUGUUGGUAACAUCAAAAGUCAGGCUGCUUCAGGUGACCAGUGAGAAAGGAAAAGAGGUUGAGAUUCUUUUUCUCCUCUCUGUCUUUGAAUGACUGAAAUUACCAUGGAAGUAAGUUUUGGUCCCCUUCUUGCCUACCCCUCACUACCCAGCAAAUGCCACCAAUUUCAAGUAACUAAAAUGUGGCCUGUUACUUUGCAUCAAGAUCAAUAAAAAUAUCUGUGAAAUUUAUAAGCCAUAAUUCAGCUACCAGUAAAGUUGGUUUUUAGAAUAUGUUCCACCCUAAAUUAACCAAAGGACUUUUUAUGCAGAGUACUCCAUGUUUGAGCAUAAAGAAGCUUUGUGCCUGAUAUGGAGACAGAAGGAGGACUAUGUUAAUUUCAUUGCUAUUUCAAGUCUGUUUCAAUCUGAACUGCUGGGUUGUCUGAACAUAACCAAGCAGUGUUAUGAGUAAUGUCAUCUUAAAAAUGCUUAAUCUUAAUAAUUUUUUAUUCAGAUAAUCUAUGGAUUGUUAGGACAAUUGAAGUAUUUCUGAUAUGAAACAAAAAGUAAGUGGAAACUGGUACAUAAUGA